Drosophila busckii is the source of this 2937-nucleotide messenger RNA. It is a transcript of the gene Nep2, whose product is annotated as neprilysin-2. Gene Ontology annotation, biological process: protein processing. The record is from RefSeq and is a predicted model, not a curated record. Bases 275 to 2734 code for a protein of 819 amino acids. The transcript has 10 exons. Gene Ontology annotation, cellular component: plasma membrane. Gene Ontology annotation, molecular function: metalloendopeptidase activity. Lineage: Eukaryota; Metazoa; Arthropoda; Insecta; Diptera; Drosophilidae.
UUUCUUUCACAGUCUUCAGUGUUAGGCAUAUCACAGUAUUUAUUUGUUGUUAAACUUAAUGUUUUUGACUAGAAAAUAUGUGCAAUCUUUUUAAGAAUUGAACGCGCGCGAAAUGAAUUCUUGUCUAACUGUCUAACAUGAGUUUGGGAGACCUGGCAUGUUGCUUAAUAGACGGCUUUAUUUUUAUUAAAUUGCAACAGCCCCCGAGGACAAACAGAUAAAGAAAACGAGAGAAUGAAAGGAAAUGGCUUGGUAAACUUGUAAAUUUGCGAAAAUGAUAAGGAGAAGAGCGUUAAAAGAAUUGCAUGCUAAACUGCAAAAACGUAACUGUAAACGAUCUAAACUUGGGUGGUUCGGUGGUGUUGGACUCUUGCUUGCGGCACCGGCAGCUGCUAAAUGGAACCCCAACUGGUGGCGUAGACGCACCAAGCUGGAGCGCAGCCUGCUCAUACUGAGCAGCAUACUGUUCCUUGUUGCCGCCGCUGGCUUUGGUCUCUACGCCUACGAUGCAGUGAAGGCCAGCAGCCAUGGCAGCAUGGACAUGCCGCCAGCGGCGCCAGAGGCUACGGCCUUGCAUGGCGACAGCACCACGAUGAACAAGGUGCCCAGCGCCAGCAAACCCAGUGCGGAGAGCGUGUGCCUGACCAAGGAGUGCAUACACACCGCCUCCACUGUGCUCAGCAAGAUUAACUCCGAGGUGGAGCCCUGCGACAACUUUUACGAAUUCGCCUGCGGCAGCUACGUGGAGCAGGAGAACAUACCCGACGACAAGGUGUCCAUUAGCACGUUCUCUGUCAUCUCUGACAAGCUGCAGGAGCAGUUGAAGGACAUCAUCACCGCCGACCGACCAGACACAGAGCCCAAGCACUUCCAGCUGCCCAACUUGCUCUACAGAGCCUGCAUGAACAAGACGCUCAUUGAGACCUUGGGCCCGGAGCCGAUUACCAAGAUAGCCAAAAGCUUGGGCGGCUGGCCGUUGCUGGUGGGCGACAGCUGGAACGCAGACAAUACUUGGAGCUGGCAGGAGCAGGUCAAGAAGUUCCGUGGCGCUGGCUUCAGCAUGGACUACAUCAUUGAUUUCUCCAUUGGCGUCGAUCUGCAGAACAGCACCAAGCGCAUCAUAGACCUGGAUCAAUCCUCUUUGGCACUGAGUCGCGAGUAUCUGGUCAAAGGCUUCAAUGAGACGUUGGUCAGUGCUUACUACGACUAUAUGGUGGACAUAGCGGUGCUGUUUGGUGCCGAGAAGCAGCAGGCCAAGGAGCAGCUGCUCGCCUCGCUCGAGUUUGAAAUGGCGCUGGCCAAUAUCUCUUGGCCCAAUGAGAAGCGUCGCAACUCCUCGGAGUUGUUCCAUCUGCGCACGCCACAGCAGCUGCAAGCGGCGUAUCCUUAUGUGCAGUGGGUGGACUAUAUGAAUGCGCUGUUGCCCGAGGGGCUGAACAUGAAGGAUGAUGAGGUCAUCAAUCUAACAGUGCCGUCGUUCUUCGAGGAGCUGGGCAAGCUGCUGGCCAAAACACCCAAUCGCGUGAUUGCCAACUAUAUGAUGUGGCGCAUCCAUGCCUUCUCCAUUGGCUUCCUCAGCGAGGAGUUCCGCAAGCGGCAGCUGCAAUAUGCCACCGCCUUGUCUGGCCGUCAGGAGCAGGAGGCGCGCUGGAAGGAGUGCGUCGAUAUCGCCGCCGGCAGUGACUAUGAUGCUAUCGAGGAUGGUUCUUCUAGGUAUUGGUGUUGGAUGAAAAGCCUUGGCAUAUCCGUGGGAUCGCUCUAUGUGCGCAAGCACUUUAACCAGGAGUCAAAGUCGCAAGCCUUGGAUAUGGUUUCGGAUAUACGCGGUGUGUUCAACGAUAUACUCAAUGAGGUCAACUGGAUGGAUGAUAAGACCAAGAAGGAGGCCAAGGAGAAGCUGCACAAGAUGGCCACGCACAUUGGCUACCCCGAUGAGAUGCUGGACAAUGAGAAGCUAGCCAAAUACUACGAAAAACUCAAUAUUAAUCCCGACAAAUACUUUGAGUCCUUCUUGGGCAUGAACAUCUUUGGCACUGACUAUUCGUUCAACAAACUGCGUCUGCCCGUCAACAAAACAGACUGGAUUCGUCAUGCACGUCCAGCUAUAGUGAACGCCUUCUACUCCUCGCUGGAGAACAGCAUACAAUUCCCCGCUGGCAUAUUGCAAGGUCACUUCUUCAAUGCCCAACGACCAAAGUAUAUGAAUUAUGGCGCUAUUGGUUACGUCAUUGGUCACGAGAUUACGCAUGGCUUUGAUGAUCAGGGUCGUCAGUUUGAUGUGAAGGGCAAUCUGCGUGAUUGGUGGGCACCGGACACCCAAAAGGCCUAUCUGGCCAAGGCCCAAUGCAUUAUUGAUCAAUAUGGCAACUACACGGAGCGCACUACGGGUCUUAAUCUGAACGGCAUCAAUACUCAAGGUGAGAAUAUUGCCGAUAAUGGCGGUGUCAAGGAGGCCUAUAUCGCCUAUCAACGCUGGAUUGAGAAGCACGGUGCAGAGCCCAAGCUGCCUGGUCUGGACUACACACCUCAGCAGAUGUUCUGGAUAUCGGCUGGCCAAACCUGGUGCGCCAAAUAUCGCAAAGAAUCUCUGAAGAUGAGAAUUACCACUGGCGUGCACUCACCAUCGGAGUUCCGUGUGCUGGGCCCAUUCAGCAAUGUCAAGGACUUUGCAAAGGACUUCCAGUGCCCAGAGGGCUCGUUCAUGAAUCCUGUGCAAAAGUGUGAAGUCUGGUAGAGUUGUUUAUUAGUGGAAAUCGCUUAUAGUAGUAUUUCCGUAUAAAAUAUUUGAGUGUUUUUAGAAAACAGUAAAAAACAAGUAGGCCUGUAUUACACAUGGCGAUUCUCUCACGUAGAAAUACCAUAUUAUGUACUAUUCCUAGUGUAUUUAUGCGAACAGUGCAUAAUCUAAGGAAAUUAUUUAAUAAAAUUUGUUUUUAU